GACAGUCAGCAGUGUCAACAAAAACUUUUAAAUUUCACACAUUUUUAGUUCUUCUUAAACCGAAUUUAUUGACCAAUUUCAAAUUUGUAAAUUACAAAUUGUAAUUCAACACCACACCACUCAGUUUGUGAGCUGAGGAGUUUAGAAGAAUUCUCGACCACCACGACAGAAUUAUUUAUCUGUAGUCAUGUCGGCAAAAAUAGAAUCGUCAACUUUUCAAAAUUCCAGCAGCAGGAAAUCUGUGGAGGUCGAUUCAACUCCAUUUUUAUCAGAUUGGGGGUUCACAUUGAAGGAUCUCUACAAUUUGGGGUUACAUUUUUAUCGAGAUAAGCAAGGGAAGGCAGUGCACUUCUCCUAUGAAGAGCGUUUGAAGUUGUCAGCCCUAAAUUGUCAGAUUUCACAUGGAAAAUUUAAUUCUGAAACAGCUCCGCCAGUUGGAGUUUUGGACGUUAUUGGGAAGGAUAGAAGAUUGGCUUGGCAAGGACUAGGAGAAAAGAGCAAAUCGGAUUGCAUGUUCGAAUUUAUAACAUUAGUGCAUAAUCAGAGUCCAUUGUUCAAACCCUUUGUUGAAGCAAACAAACGCGAUUUGGAGGAAAAGAGCAGAGUUCGUAAAGAAGUGGAGGAGGCGAAAUCACACAUGGAUGAAGAAUAUUUAAUAGCCCGUGAACUGGAGAGACAAGCAGAGGAAAAUCGACAUAAAAUGGAGGAGCAAAAGAGAAGAAUUCAAGAUGCUUUAAAUCAACAAACGUUUCAACAGUUUAUGUCAUAUGCUGAACAGCAAUACCCAGGAAAUCCUGACCAGCAAGGAGUUUUAAUUCGUCAACUCCAAGAACAACAUUAUGAACAGUACAUGCGACAAUUGUACCAACAACAAUCGUAUGCGGCGCAAAAGGCGGAAGCCGAUGAAAAAGAAAUUGAUCAAUCUGGAGGCGAUCAUUCACAGAAUAAUAAUCCUAGAAUAAAUACACAAGUGGAUACUGAAGCACAAUUGCUGUCCGAAGGGUUGAAAGCAGUACAAAUGACUGACAACAAUGAAACGGAGAUGAAUGGACGAAAAUCUGCGUCGGACAGUGAGAAAGAAGAUGGUAACGAAACUGAUGCCGAAGAAGAAGACGGGAAUCAUACUGGCUCAUCCUUAGCUGCAGCUUCAAUGUGGACCAGAAAGGAUAUCAAAGAUUUCAAAGAGUCUGUAACUGCUGAAGGUGGAGAAGCCAUAAUUCGAAUUGGGCAAGGAGAAUCUGUCACUGUUCGUGUUCCUACACACCCUGAAGGGUCUUGUUUGUUUUGGGAGUUUGCCACUGAUAAUUAUGACGUUGGAUUUGGACUUUUCUUUGAGUGGACCAACACGGAGGAGUCUGUUUCCGUUCAUGUGUCUGAUACGACGUCAGAGGACGAAGACGAGGACGAUGAAGCUUUUCAGGCUUUACAAGAUGAUUUAGAAAAAGGACGAGAGUUACUUCCAAAGGGUUCAAAACCAAAUACUGACGUGAUUAUUCCCGUGUUUCGUCGCGAUGCACACCAAGAAGUUUAUGUUGGAAGCCACUUAUUUCCUGGGAAGGGUGUCUAUCUCCUCAAAUUCGAUAACAGUUAUUCUUUCUGGCGAUCAAAGACUUUGUACUAUCGAGUGUACUAUACAAAAUAAACUAUCCCUUGGUUGGUUAACUCGAUUUUUAAUUAUAAGAACUUCAAACUAUUUUAAGUGUAGGAAUAAUAUUUAUUUGUACAUAUACGUAUAAAUAAGCUCGUACCCGUCAAACAAAUUGUCCUAUUCUGAUAUAGACGUGAUCGAAUUUCGCAAACUUACAAUUUCAUGCAUAAAAAGGAAUCUACAACCAGAUGAUGAUAAUUUCAAUUACUUUAAGCCCAAACCAAAGUUCUUUAUGUUUCAGUCAACUACUACUAGCUUAAUUAAGGUAAUUUAUAUAAGUCUCAUUAAUUUGACGAACACUAUUUUGUCGAAUAAAACCGCUAAAUUGACAUAUGUUGGACGCCUUCCUGAAAGUAAAAUACUCUGUUCGACAAUUUCAACCCGAACUUGAGACUGUCGCAUAUGCUGUGAGUAAUUCUAUCGACGGUCAACUCUUGUUUUGUAGUCUGAGAUUAGAGGUCACUUAUUAAUAGUUACAAUUUGUAACAACUGACUUUCUUUUAUUUUUUGUGUACAUUUUAUUUCACCCUAUUGUACAUACCAUUACCCACUACUGGUUUUAAGCGAAUAAAUAUAACAAGUACCUAAAAAACAA
This is a messenger RNA of Folsomia candida, 2243 nucleotides long. RefSeq names its product Golgi resident protein GCP60. Gene Ontology annotation, cellular component: Golgi membrane. Gene Ontology annotation, molecular function: fatty-acyl-CoA binding. The coding region runs from base 188 to 1642 and encodes 484 amino acids. The record is from RefSeq and is a predicted model, not a curated record. The transcript is spliced from 8 exons. NCBI's taxonomy places the organism in Eukaryota, Metazoa, Arthropoda, Collembola, Entomobryomorpha, Isotomidae.